AUGGCACCAAAGAACGAAGGAGAAAGGGACCGCUGCUAUUCCCCCUCUCAGGCGCUGAUCUGUGCUGUGAUGUAUGACCACCACAAAUAUGCCCAAUACCUUCUGACUCUCUGUCCCAGGGAAGCCCUGGCCACUCCAAGGAUGAACGUUGCUCCUCUGUCCCACUAUGCCCCCCACUUGGCUGUUGAACUGGACAGAAAGGAAAUAACGAAUAUGAUCCUGGGAGCCGCCAAACAAAUGGGCAUUCUUCCAUUUUAUAUCAAUCAGAAAAGCAGCCAAUUUAAAGGGGAAGAGAGGUUGGCACUGCACCAGGCAUGUGAGAUGGCAAAUGCAAAUAUGGUGCUGAGACUCUUAGGCAAAGGGGCAGACCCAAAUAUUAAGGACUCAGGUGGAUUUACCCCCUUGGAUAUUGUACUGGAGCAGCUGAAGGAUUCAUGUGUCAACUGGGACUCCAAGAUGAUCUGCCUACACGACCUCUUUCUCUUCUCCCAAGCUGUGCAAUUCAAAAGCAAAGCCACACUCAGGGGCAAUAAGGAAUACUGGGGCAACUUGCUAGAGCAGGAUGAGUACAACUACUUUAUAGGGAAAUCCCCCGCCCCGCUGAGUUUGUGCUCCAUGAAAACAGUCCUACAAUGUCUUGUGCCUUCCGACUUCCCACACAGUGUCCUAGCGCUUCCCAUUCCCCACUCCCUAAAGCCAGUGCCUGCCCAGUUGGACACAUGGGAACUCAGGGAACCCUAA
This is a messenger RNA of Xenopus laevis (African clawed frog), 741 nucleotides long. RefSeq names its product ankyrin repeat domain-containing protein 9-like. The transcript is spliced from 2 exons. The record is from RefSeq and is a predicted model, not a curated record. Lineage: Eukaryota; Metazoa; Chordata; Amphibia; Anura; Pipidae. Bases 1 to 741 code for a protein of 246 amino acids.